This is a messenger RNA of Haliotis rubra (blacklip abalone), 2961 nucleotides long. RefSeq lists its product as uncharacterized. The record is from RefSeq and is a predicted model, not a curated record. The transcript has 15 exons. NCBI's taxonomy places the organism in Eukaryota, Metazoa, Mollusca, Gastropoda, Lepetellida, Haliotidae. The coding region runs from base 1 to 2961 and encodes 986 amino acids.
AUGGCGCUCCAGUCCUCCACGCCCUCCAAAUGCAAGCAGGAUUGUCUGAGUCGACACGAGGAGGGCAGCAUGUGUGUCGCUUACAGGCAUUCCAGUGGCAAAUGCCGCAUCUAUCUAAAAUCUCCUCCAGGGCCGCCUCCCGCCACAUCACCUGUUAAAAGAAAAGUUGCGUUAAAACAGUGUUAUAGAGGUUACAUCAACUCAACUUUCCCCUUUGUACCUGAAAACAAAGACGAUUUCGCAAACGCCCCUUGCGAUCCAGACACUACCACAUCAUCUUCGACAACGACAUGGUCUGCAUCCAAAGUAUCUACAACCGAGACAACUUCAGUCUCAAGCGACACGACUACUGUCACUUCGCCAGGUGCAUCUACUUCAACUGCUACUACCGAUACUACUUCUACUAUGUCUCCAGCUGCGUUUCACAACAAGUCUGUGGCCAGUAUUGUUUCUGUGACAAUUGCUGGUACUACCGCAACUGCAUCAGCAACAACUGCAUCAGCAACAACUGUUCAAACAACAGCUACCACUCCUGCUGCUGCCACUUGUAUUGCCUCUGUCACCACUGCUACUACUACUGCUAGCGCUACUACCAAUGCUGCUGCCGCUUCUACCACGCCAAACUUUACCACUUCUGCUGCUGCGUCUACUACUGCUUCUACGACACCGACAAUGCCUACCACAUCACAACCAACAACAUCACCCGCUGAGAAAAGAAAAGAUGCCAUUGAAGUCGUCUCACCAUGGGAACACUGCCACGUCACAGGUACCUGUCAAGAAGUCUGCAUCAGAGUCGAAGGCCUUUACACACUGGACGUGAUGGCCAUGUUGGAGCAACUUCUUCUGGAGAAAAAUAUAUUAUCUUCCUACCGCAGAUCCAAAAUAUCCAUACCAGACCACCGACCCUCUGCUGUCAGUAUUGGCGAGUCCUGUAUCGGUCCCGGGGAAUGUGGGUGUACACAGAAAUGCAGAUACGGCGCCUGUCGUAACGGUCAGUGUGUAUGCUGGGAAGGAUACAAAGGGGCUGACUGCUCGCAAUAUGAUUCAAGCAUAAUGAUGAACAAGGAUGUGGCGGUAGGUAUGAACUUGGGUGGAAUCAGCUACUUUUCGUCUGAGGUGAAGUUCGUGGACAUCCACAAGCUUUCCCAGGAGUGGGUCACACAGAGAGAUGGACGACAUGACUGGGACACGCAGGAACAGGACAAGCUGCACUUGACAAAGGAUGGGUACCCAGCCAGUCUUGAACCUGGACAGAAACUGGUGCAACUAAUGUUCAGAAGUUUUGGAUCACACGAAGAAAAGGGGAAUUUCACGGUUCUCUAUGAUGGCGAGGGGACUAUGGACUUUGGACUCACUGAAGAACAUGUUCUUUAUGAUGGAAAAGGUCGCAUGGUGGUUAGAAUGCCAAAGAUUGGUUCAGGUGGAUUCACUAUGACGAUCCAUACAACGAAUCCCAGGGAUCCUCUAAGAAACAUACGAGUUCUUGUCCCUGGUUUCGAGUAUGUGUACGAUCGAUUCCCAUUUCACCCAGUCUUCUUGGAGAAUCUCAAACGAUACUCGGAACUUCGUUUCAUGGACUUUCUGUCAACCAACGGUCACGAGCCGGAACCAACAACAUGGGCAGACCGUAAUACCCCUGGUUCUUACACUCAAGCUGGAUCACAGGGCGGCGCCAUCGAGUACAUGAUACAUCUGGCCAAUACACUGGGAGCCAACCCUUGGUUCAACAUCCCCCAUGCUGCAACUGAUGACUAUGUCAAGAACUUUGCUCAGCUGGUGAAGCAGAAUCUCAGACCGGACCUGAAGGUCUACCUGGAGUACUCCAACGAGGUAUGGAACGGUAUAUUCCGACAGAAUAAAUACGCGGGUGAACAGGGUGUCAAGUUGAACCUUGCCUCUCAGCAGUGGAAGGCAGGGCUGGUUUACUAUGGUAGACGAGCAGCUGAGAUUGCCGACAUCUGGAACCAGGUGUAUGGAUCUGACAAGGACAAAGUGUACCCAAUAUUUGCAUGGCAGACAGGUUACCAGGACUACUACCGACAGGCGGUGGCAGCUCUGGGGGAUAACAUAAAGAAGUUCAAGGCCCUUGGUCUCACAGGCUACUUCAGCUGUGAUAAGGCAGCCGACAAACACGCGAAGGAAAUCGUGUCCAUGUCUAUGUCUCAGAUUCAGGAUCUGUGCAAGAAGGAUGUACCUGUCAUGGAAGAUCAACUCCAUUACUACCUCAACAUGUCUAAGAGUCACGGCUUGCAGCUAGUGAUGUACGAGGGAGGACCAGGAGUAAUGGAAAGUGGCGCCAUAGCCCACUUCGGUCAGAACACACAGGCAGUGACCGACAAGGCAAUAGCCUUCAACAAAGACAGUCACAUGGAACAACCAGUUAUUGACAUCAUGAACACGUGGUUCAAACUCGUUACUCAGGACCCUUCCAACAAAUCACCAGGAGGUCUGUUUAAUUAUUUCUCCUACACAAGCACCCCCUCCAAGUACGGAAGCUGGGGGAUGUUGGAGUACACGGGGCAGGAUCCCACGACAGUGUCCAAGUUCCGGGCAGUGCAGCGGUUUAUCACGCAGCAUUACAAGUCCAAUCCCCUGGGUCCUCGGUGCAGCUUUGUAAAGGCAGGAGCCUUGGCGUAUGGGUGUUUCCAGCAGACCACUGGGGUGUUUCAGUGUGGACAGACUGACAACAAUGGUCGGACAUGGAGUUUCUACCCAAGUCUUAACCAGACAAAGGGAGAGUACUUGGUUCUGGACGGCUACAACACCAAAACCUUCUCCCUUUAUGUGCGCCUGACGGACACCAUGGGCGCCAACAGCUACUACGUGUACAACACCCGAAACAGGAAAUGGAGCACUUUGCAGGUGUUUAGAUAUUACGAAGAAGAAGCCGCAUUUGAUCUUCUACCAAGACUUCCCAACGGGGUCUAUGACAAUCUCGAUGCGCAUGCCCAGUGCGCCUGA